AUGAGUGCCUUUGCGACGGCCAGUGGGGACGAACAGGUGCGAGGCCUCAUUUUGCGGCCUGAACAUGCGAAGAGGUUCAUUUCAGCUGAAGACGUAGGACAUCCUGGUAGCCAGAAAACCCUGGAGAUCAGAAAGCACAAACUGUGGUGUGUACCUGUGGGCGGCAAGAUGUAUAUCAUGGCAAGCGGUCAUAAGAAAAACGAGCAAGGGUGCCCCGUCCUGACAUGUCACGGGAUAUUGGAGUUUCAGGGCAACGAAUCACUGGAAGAGGGGGCGUUCAGUGAUCACUUCAACCGCCACUUUUGCACGGUUGAAGAGCUUCGAGCACUGACAUCCAAAAGUCACCAUUCGGCGGGCAAAUUCCACGGUUGGAAAGUUCGGCUUGUGGAAGCUUUCGAUCCGAUCAAGUACCUGGUCAGACCUUUGGGAGAGGUCAUGAACAAGGAGUGGGUCAAAUUCCUUCCGAGUGAUUUGACGAAUACUCCAGAGAGCUCAACCUCCACGCUCGUGGAUGCUACGAUGGUUGGUUUGCAGAUGCAAGAUGAUCUCGAAAUGGAACUCGAGCAGCUGCUGGACACCCUGCACCCAGAUUCUGUGGAUUCCGUUAUUAUGGAAACACAAAGUGCUGGAAUUGGAGAGCGAGGACCUCAUCAAGCCACCUCCACACAGGAUGCCAUUGACAAGACAAAAGCCACAGAACUUCAGGAUGCGGUCGACAAGACAAAUUCCACAGAACUUCAGGAUGCAGUCGACAUCACCAAACACACAGUGACAGAAUCCCAUGUGGCCCAUGUGAAGUCUGAGGCAAGCCUAGGAAGAGUGGCACCCGCGGGCAGUCCCAAGGCCACGUGCAAGGGCAGAUCAUCACGGCGCGACGAGCGCUUCGGGUUACGAAGUAUUCAAGGCAUGAAGAAUCUAUUCGGUCUCACUGCCAUGCCUGAGUCAAACGUCGGUCUCGCUGAUGUGACUCCUCAGCCUCAGCCGGUCCCACAGCCGCCAACGGCUGACCCAGCCACUCAAGUCACCCGGAGUACGAUUGACCAACGAAGGGCCCCAGCUUCAGCUUGGACGGCCCCAACCGUUCAAGGCAUCCGGCAGCUGUUUAAUGUCCCUCCGGCGCCUCCUGUCCCUCCUCCACCAGCAGCUGAAGCCUCCGGCGCAGGAUGUGUUGGCAAGCACGAUUCAGAGUCUGCAUGCAGCCACACACAGGCACCCAAGCCCAAGGCCAAACCCCAGCCUUCAGCCUCAUUGCUAGAGCGAUCCAUCGUCCAUGACUUGGAUGGCAUGUUCGACUUUUGGGAUUUCAGCUUGGAUAAGAUGGUCGACGGUAUGUCGGAAGAUGAUCGACUCGACACAUGGGAGCGGCUGGCCAACACUCUGGAAGACGACAGCUUAUCAACGGCUUACUCGGGUGUGCGUGCCCCAGAAACGGCGAUGUCAGUGAUGCGCUACCGGCUUGGAUUGCGGCUGGGCAGGGAAAUCAAGUGCAACCACCACAGCAUCUCUCACGCGAUCGAAUGGAAUCCCGAUGCACAGGCAGAAUGCCUACUAUCUGCUCAGCACGAAGGUGGAUGUGUGUUUGGUAACAUCGCCGAUUUCUUCAGGAGCGAGUUGAAGAUCUCCGUGAUACCACAGCUCCUUGAAAAGCCUGCCAUGGCUCUGGAUGUUCUCCAGCCAUUGCUCCGCACCAAUCGGCUGGUGCAAACAAGUGCGCCAUGCCUUGCUCAUGGCCGCACUUGUUGUUUAAAGACCUGCAACCGGCACAUUGCAGGCACGAGCUGCCGCCCUUUCUCGAAGCGGGGUGCCGGGCUGGGAUGCCAUGACCAUGAAAUCAUCUACUUCAUGGCAUGGCUGGGGUUGAGAUUGGUCCUGCAGGAGGCAGAUGUGACACAGGAGAACGUGGUGGGGUUCCCUGUGGAUAUCAUCGAGCAGGCCGUCUCCAGCAUCUACCACAUCGAGGUAUGUGAGCUAGAUGCUGUGCAGUUCGGCUGUGCCUGUGCGCGCCGGAG
Molecule: messenger RNA, 2009 nt
Organism: Symbiodinium necroappetens
Lineage: Eukaryota; Dinophyceae; Suessiales; Symbiodiniaceae
Source: the annotation of a GenBank genome assembly